Molecule: messenger RNA, 3111 nt
Organism: Gaeumannomyces tritici R3-111a-1
Lineage: Eukaryota; Fungi; Ascomycota; Sordariomycetes; Magnaporthales; Magnaporthaceae
Exons: 4
Coding region: 1-2841 (946 amino acids)
Source: RefSeq, a predicted model, not a curated record
AUGCCACAAGCGGCUCUUCGAGUGUCGGAUCACAUCAACGAAAUCCUCAAACACCCGGUUGCGAGAAUCGAAUCCCAGCGAUGGCUUUCCAGCCUUCGCUUCUUGACUUUCGAUGAUGCAAACGAGGACGAGCCCCACGGCAGCAACACGGAACUGGCCGCUCAAACUGGCAACCAGCACCAGGAUACGGCUGAACCCCGUGGGCAGUGUCUGCCGUGCGAGCAGAGACUGCCUCCGCCCCCCGGACACUCCUGUGCUCAACACAUGUUCCGAUUCGGGCUCAACGAUGGUUUGAGGAGGGAGAGAGAGCUCGAGCUGUACAAAUUUUCAGACCCGUGCGUGCACGUGCGAGAGAAUUGGUGCCAAGCGUGCGCUCGCAUCCCGCCGUUCCCAAACCAAGGCACAGUAACAAGGUUCCGGAUCCGGCGGGUGCACGCAGCCGGCUCCGUCGACCACCACUGGUGCACCCAUUUCGUCGCCGUCUCGUACUGCUGGUCCAGUGAAAGCGGCGACAACGGCUCGGGGCCGUACAAGGUCGUCGAGGAGGAUGGCAGCGUACGCGACAUCCGGGCGCAGAACAGCACCAUCGACCGCGUCGUGGCGUUCGCUCGCGAAAAUGGGUUUCGGAUGAUCUGGAUCGACCAGGAGUGUAUCAACCAAACCGACGCGAAGGAGAAGGAGCUCGCCAUCCACUCUAUGGAUCUCGUCUACCUAAAGGCUGAGCAGUCGAUUGGGCUGUUCCAGACCCGUUUGGAACAGAGACACCUCGAAUGUCUUUCGAUGCUUUGCGCUCACCUGAUGCCCAGCAAGCUCCGUAAUACGCGCCGCGGACCGCUGCCGGCGAUUGAGGACAGGCGCCGUGGUGCGAGACCCCCGAAGUUCGAUCUCAUCCGCGAGACCGUGUCCAUGAUCGUCAACGACAAAUGGAAUACACGGGCAUGGGUUCUUCAAGAGGCCUUCUCCUCGAGCGGCAACAUGGUCCUCCUCUUGCCCAGGGCGGAGGGGAUUGAUGUUAGGGGCUUGUCAUUGGUGUGUCACGAGGCAUCGCAAUCGGAACUUGCAGUACUGCUCGGCCUUAUGCAGGGGUGUAUAGCCCGGUUCGCGCAAUCGCUGCCUCUGGCAAUUUCAGGCCAGCUCAUGCUGGCGAAGAAGCGCCAACCGACACGAGCGCGAACAAGCACUUCCGAACGGAUACAAUACUUUCACCCCGAGACGUCCUCGUCCGGCGGUUCCGCUUAUAUCAACAAGCGGAGGGAACCGGAUCAAUGCAGCGCUUCGGUUGCUGUGGCAUACCUUCGGCUGCGAGACCUGGAGAGGGUGGCGGACAAACUGGCAAUCGUGGCAAACAUGUGCGGCUACAGGUUACGUUUGAACACAACACAUCUCGGCAAAACGCAGCCCAGCUUAGCAAUAUGCUGCUUUGUUCUCGCAAUUAUAAAUGGCGACUUUUCCCUAAUGGUUCCGCAAUUGUAUCGGGGGCCGGAAUGUUCGUCGAUCGAGUUCCCUGGCAUUCCCGCGGAUUUCUCCUGGGCGCAUUCCCUUACCAAGCGGAUACAGGAUGUGCAGGCUGGAAGUUAUAAUCCUUCGGGGAACUUGGCCGGUUCCACCGUUGCGCAGUGGGUCUCGCUAUCUGCGGACGGGCUCAGCGCAAUCGGAAACCUCUGGAGGGUCGACAGGUUUGUCGAGCUGAGACGGCUCCAAACCAAGCACGCCGAAUCGUGGCUACGGCUGCGCCGUGCCAACGGAAGAUCCCAGCCUCCCACACACACCGCCAAGCUCGCCACGACGCAUCUACUCUUUGAGAUUCUCGACACCCUGGUCUCCAAAGGCGAAAAACAACUGGCCAAUGCGGUCUUGAACUCGACUUCGAGCCCGUAUUGGCAAAGAGAAAAAGACCCCAGUAGCGUUGCAUGGGGAUCGGGCAUCAUCGAAUCGGUUGACGAGUUCCCGCCGGGCCUAUCAGUCGAAAACCGCAGAGGCAUGUUCUCUCUGGAACCGAGCCGGGAUGGCUGGUUCCACCAGUGCUGGAUUGUCGACAGGGCAAUGGAGAAAGGGGGCUUCUGGACCGGAACGCUCGAGGCGACAGGUCCUUCCCUCGAGGCCGACAAUGCAAGCCGAGGAGCCGACGGCGUCGUCGAGAUCGACGACACAAGCGGCGGCUCAGAGAUGGCCACCGAGACCACCGCGAACGUGAAUGAAGAUCCUUUCUCGCAUAGCCACCAGGAAACUGGACCAGGAACCCUGCCCGACUCGCAUUCUCAACGCAUGUUUAUGCUGAAUUUGAUGGCAAAACAGAUGGCUCACUUUUACGAGAUCCAGGAACCUGAGGAGACGACACGGUCCGUAGACUCUUAUGUCGCGGCCGACCCACUUAACAUAGCGAUUUAUGCCCAAAGCGUGAUCGAUAUAGCAGAGAACAAGACAAAGGAAAGAAAGCAGCGGGCCGUCUUUGACUUGGACGGGAGCCCUGACGGGAGCGUGCGGGUGCUGGUGCCCUUCCAGCCGGUCUUGGAGUCGAUCCCGAGGCCGGAGAUGCGGAGCAUGGCCGUGUCGUGGGUCGUGGAGGAGGUGGUAGCAGCAGUGGCUACCGCCGGAACGGGACAGCCUCAGCGGAAGUUCAGGGUUACGGGCAUGGUGCAGGGCAUGUGGCAGUUUACAUUGUCUUGUGGAGGCCGGUAUACACUGCUACUCGGCCCCAGCCGCGAAGAAAUCAUCAAACACAUUGUCGAGGCCGGCUUGGACAUCGGCCUGGCGGUUCUGCAGCAGCUCGUCGAACUGCUCGAAACCCAGAACCUCACCAUCCCCAGAAGCCAGGAGCUCCCGCACGAGGGCGCCAUGUGAGCUGCUGUCGUCUGCCGAGGGCGGCGCGGUCGGUGGGCAAUGUUCUUGAGGAGAAAUAAAAGCUCCGAUCAAUUAGGCAGAUAUAUAGCGAGGAAAUACUGCCUUCAAUCAGCCGUAGCCAAUAAGAAGCACCGAUAUCAGGAACAGAUCGCCAAGGACUCGGGAACGUAGGGCUGGGGGGCGGCGAACUCCACCUCCCGCGCCACCACACUUGCGCGCAUCUCGUAUCGGGAGAGCCACGCAUGUUGGGGCUAGCUAACGACAAUAUCC